Molecule: messenger RNA, 1985 nt
Organism: Leptinotarsa decemlineata (Colorado potato beetle)
Lineage: Eukaryota; Metazoa; Arthropoda; Insecta; Coleoptera; Chrysomelidae
Source: RefSeq, a predicted model, not a curated record
AUUGGCAGGCGACGGGUUUGAAUUUGGAACAUUUUUUUUCUUCCACUAAAAAAAAUAUAGAUGAAAACACUUGUUUUGAGAAUAACACUUUCAAAUCCAAAUAGUUUUUGUAUUCCGCAGAGUUAAAAUAUAUUUAUGUUAUAGGUACUUCUCAGUACAAAACAGUUCAGUAGACAUUCUAUAACCAACUCCAAGCACCUGCUCAAUCAUGGAAGCUGAAGUCAAACAAAUUUUUCCAACACCCUUUACAAUGGACACUGCAAUGACUCCUAAGACAGUACGUGAGCUUCAUAUGAUUAGACUGAGUCAGGAAAUUAGAGAAAAAGAAAGAUGGGCAGAGAAAAUUAAUGACGAUGAUAUCUUGGAACAUUGGAGAAAUGAAAUCAAUGAGGACAAACACUUAGUUGAUUAUGUUUUUGAUGAAUUGAAGUAUUAUGCCAGUCGAACAUCAAAUGGGAUUGAGGUCGGUGCAAUAGAUGGAACAUGGCAGGCAUCUAGGUUAAUAGAUCCUCAAUUGAAAAACAAUUUCAAAAAAUAUGUUCACGAUACCCUAGAAAAUGUAGAUGAAAGUCAGAAGGACUAUCAUCCUUGGAGCAAAAAUCAAGUAGUGGAUCUAGUACAUCCGUCUUUAUAUUGUUAUGUUAAAGGUGUUACUAAAGUUGAUAAGUUAGAUGAUAAACUGGAUUAUAUAGAAGAUGAAUAUAAGACUACUUCCAGUGGAGCACAUGCAAGUGAGUUACAUAUUUCCACAAAACCAGUUGAAGAAAAUAUAUACAAAUACCAAUGGCUACCUUCAGAGUUCCAUGUUGAUUCAGAAGGAAAGGUUUUUAUUAAUUCAUACAUAAAUAAUUUGAACCCCAAGAAACAUGAGCCUUUAUACUCAAUGAUUGGCCAGAUAUUUGAGAAGUUUAUUCCUUUGUUCAACCGUGUUUUAACUGAUUUAUUGAAUAUACCAAAAAACAGAAUAGAAGUAUCAUGUUUUUUAUGGUAUAAAGAUUCGGAAAAAGAUUCUCAUUCCUAUGAUUCAGAAGACUUUUCAAAAGAACCAGAAGAUAAUAGGGAAAUUCAAUGGCCAGAAAUACCCAAAUUCACACCACCAGAACCAGGAAGUGAAAUCGUUGAUGUGAGGGGAAGAAAUUUGCAAGUAAUAGUAAAACUGGCAAAUAUUGAACUGACUCCCAAAGAACCAAAAUAUGCUGGAGGUGUCUGGCAUGUUGAAGGUACUGAAAAUGAAGCCAUCGUAGCCACAGGGAUAUACUAUUACUCAUCUUCGAAUAUAACAGAAUCCAGGUUGUUCUUCAAACAAGGUAUCGAAGAUCCAGAUUAUGAACAGUACGAUGGCCGGGGGGUGAAGGAGUUUUAUGGCCUGGAGGAUGGAGAUCCUCUGAGCCAAGAAAUUGGUUCAAUUGUUUGUGGUGAAGAUUGUUGUAUUGCCUUUCCUAAUAUCUACCAACACAGGGUAGGCCCUUUUGAGUUGGUAGAUAAAACUAAGAAUGGACAUAGGAAAAUUUUGGUAUUUUUUCUUGUUGAUCCGAAUAAAAGAAUUCUCUCGACAAAGCACGUUGCUCCUCAACAAAGGAGUUGGAUUGAAAGUGAAAACAGAGAAUCAAAUCUAAAGUUCACUAUGAGUUUUGAUGAUGCUCGGAUGUAUAGAGAGAAGUUGAUGUUGACAAGAAAGUUUGAUGAAUCUACAAAGGAAUAUGACUUUGGAAAGCCUGAAUGUUUCUAUGAGCGUAGAUUUUCGUUAUGUGAACAUUAAACUCUGAUUCAUAUUAUACAGGUAUAAAAUUUUAUUAAUGCUUAAAAUUGAUCUAAUUCGGUGUCAAGUACUAGAAGACAGGGUACUUAUAAUUUUAUUGAAUAAUAAAACUGUGAUGGUAAUCUGGAAUAACAAAUUAGCUUAACCACUAUUAAAAAUUAGUUUGUAUACUAAAAUAAAAAUGAUAUGUUUCUUCAUAAAUUAAAUAUAUAUGAAAUAUUUUUAU